AUGAACAAGGUCCCUACUCGAAUUGACGGAAGAUUUAAACUAGAAGAUAUUCUGGGAUCUGGGUCAUAUGCUGUCAUGUACCGCGCAGUGAACUUCCUAAAUGACGAUGUAGUAGCCAUCAAACUUGAACCUCCCGAUUCCAUACCUUCUGUGGAGUGUGAAUACCGCAUCCUUAAACAACUCGAAGGUGGAGUUGGGAUUCCCCGCGCCCUUUGGAGACCAGCUACUCUCACUGUCUUGACCAAACCUGCCUUUCUUGUCGAUUUUGGUAUCGCAAAGAGGUACUGGAACAUUACCACUGAAACCCACGUGCCAUUUUGCCAAGGUCAACAUCUCACAGGUACUCCUGCAUUCGCUUCAAUCAAUAACCACUUAGGAUUGGAGUUGUGUCAUUGUGAUGAUCUUGAGUCACUUGCAUACAUGUUGAUCUAUUUCUUGCAUGGCUCCCUUCCAUGGCUAACUAGCGACGAUGAGGAGCUCUCCAGCUCUUUCAUACUCGAGCACAAGGUGGAUACCACCAUUGCAGAUUUAUGUGCUGGGAUUCCUGCUGAAUUCACAAAUAUUCUCGUAUACUCACAUGCUCUCUCAUUUUCAGAGGAUCCUGACUACAACCACUUGCUUUGUGGUCUUUGUGCUGCAGAGCCUGCACCAGCUACAUGUUCACUAGAUUUUAGUCAGCCCAAUGCUCCUAUCAUAAGUUCUCCAAUCUCCAACAAUGUAGCUGAGAUCACCCCCCUGUGUAUAUCAAAGGCUACGCCUCUUCAUAAAUCAACUCAUAUUUUACGCCCCUGCAAUGACUCCCUAUUCCCUGCAACUACUUUUACCCCACAUCAGAAAAAGAAUGUAGUAUAA
This is a messenger RNA of Suillus bovinus, 852 nucleotides long. Its product is annotated as kinase-like domain-containing protein. The transcript has 6 exons. NCBI's taxonomy places the organism in Eukaryota, Fungi, Basidiomycota, Agaricomycetes, Boletales, Suillaceae. The coding region runs from base 1 to 852 and encodes 283 amino acids. The record is from RefSeq and is a predicted model, not a curated record. Gene Ontology annotation, cellular component: nucleus; cytoplasm. Gene Ontology annotation, biological process: peptidyl-serine phosphorylation; endocytosis; signal transduction. Gene Ontology annotation, molecular function: protein serine/threonine kinase activity.